AUGUCCAACAUUCGCACUAUUGAGUUUGUUAACAACUCAGGAUCUGCAAACAAAUCCUACAAUGUGUUCUCCGCCAAGGCCCUCGUUGAGGGUGGUGGUAACACCUCCGUGAAAUCCGUCGUCUUUUUCAAGACUAGAACCAUAAGCGAGGGCCAGCGGGCCGUCUUCAAAUUUGACAACAGCUUCUAUGGUUUUCUGGGAACGCAGGACAACAAGACCAUUUACACCCAGAGUAACAAGAAGGUAACUAUUGGAUCAGACAGAGAAGACGGCGACAUUCUCCUCUUGGACAAGACGUCCACUUUCACUGUUAUUCCUCCAGAUGAUGAGGUGAAAGCCCCUGGCCUUCAACAGUUCAAGAUUAGGACCAACGCAAACCUCAACCCGGACAAGGACGUCAUCGGCGUUUCCCGAGGAAGAUACAAUGGGAGCAUUGUCGCUGCUGCGACUGAUGUGGUUGACCUGAAGUCGAAUGUCACCUACACUUUUACGACCAGCAACGCGGUCUACAUCAAGGCUUCGAACUUUACUGAGGCCACUGUACAGACUGCCCCUGAUGAUGAGGAUAAGAGUGCUGUUAAGGUGGAGUUUGCCGGUCAGAUGAAGAAGGCCGUGGUUACUGAGGAUGACAAGGGCAACUUUACUGUCUCCUACUCUCGUGACUGA
Messenger RNA from Pochonia chlamydosporia 170, 666 nucleotides. RefSeq lists its product as hypothetical. The transcript has a single exon. Lineage: Eukaryota; Fungi; Ascomycota; Sordariomycetes; Hypocreales; Clavicipitaceae. The record is from RefSeq and is a predicted model, not a curated record. Bases 1 to 666 code for a protein of 221 amino acids.